Messenger RNA from Chaetomium fimeti, 616 nucleotides. Its product is annotated as splicing factor 3B subunit 10-domain-containing protein. The transcript has 3 exons. Gene Ontology annotation, cellular component: precatalytic spliceosome; U2 snRNP. NCBI's taxonomy places the organism in Eukaryota, Fungi, Ascomycota, Sordariomycetes, Sordariales, Chaetomiaceae. The record is from RefSeq and is a predicted model, not a curated record. Bases 83 to 496 code for a protein of 137 amino acids. Gene Ontology annotation, biological process: mRNA splicing, via spliceosome.
AGACGAGACGGGAAGAGUUCCACAACCCCUUGCAGCGCCAAGAUUGACAUGUGGGUCUCGCUGACCAUCGAGUUGAGCGUCCAUGCUUGGCCUUCGAUUCCAGACAUGUUCCAGGCUGGAGCAUCUCCAGGGCAUCAGUAUUCUCAAACCGUGCAACUCCCAUCGACCAUCACGCUGCCUCAAAUACCACCAACAUAAUAACAAGAUGGCCGAUAAACUCCGCAACCAACAGGAACUCGAGCGGCUCCAGGCCAAGUUCAUCGGCACCGGACACCCGGACACGACGAGCUGGGAGUGGAAGACCAACAUCCACCGCGAUACAUACUCGAGCAUCGCCGGCCACCCGCCACUGCUAUCCUACAUUGCGCUGGCAGAGAACGAGCCGGUCGCCAAAGUGCGCGUGCAAAUGAUCCGGAAAAUGCUCCAGCCGGCCGGGCCUCCGCCGCCUCGCGAAGGCGAAGAAGCGUUUGUGGCGCCGCGACAAGAGGAAUCAUGAAGCCCGACAACGUCGACCAGACAAGGAUGUUUACAAAAGAGACAAGCAAAAGGACGCGCGGGGGGGGAGGGUACGCCGUGAAUACGCGGUCAUCGAGCAGGCCGGCAGCAGGGCACGCCC